AUGAUCCAAAGCCUCCUUCAAAUAGAGGGCGUCUUUGGAGGGGGUAGCUUCACCUACUUAGGCAGCUCGCUGGAUGUUUUAAGCGUUAUGUUCAAUCCGCGCACAUUGAUAGUGUGCAGACAUGUUCGGCAGAGAUUCCCUCCUCGUGUGUGGUACAGUGUAGGUCUUCCACGCUUCGAUCGAAAAGGCGGAGAGCUGCGUUUAGACGCUCAAGCACUUUCUUGGCCCACUUCAUCUCGUGUGUGGUCGGUGCUUUCUGCAGCACAGCUGCGUUUUUCAGGCACGCGCUUUUGUGCGUGCAAGUGA
Durusdinium trenchii is the source of this 306-nucleotide messenger RNA. The record is from the annotation of a GenBank genome assembly. Lineage: Eukaryota; Dinophyceae; Suessiales; Symbiodiniaceae.